Molecule: messenger RNA, 8173 nt
Organism: Siniperca chuatsi (mandarin fish)
Lineage: Eukaryota; Metazoa; Chordata; Actinopteri; Centrarchiformes; Sinipercidae
Gene: magl
Product: MAX dimerization protein MGA-like
Exons: 22
Coding region: 604-7263 (2219 amino acids)
Biological process (GO): regulation of transcription by RNA polymerase II; cell fate specification; positive regulation of DNA-templated transcription
Cellular component (GO): nucleus
Molecular function (GO): protein dimerization activity; DNA-binding transcription factor activity, RNA polymerase II-specific; RNA polymerase II cis-regulatory region sequence-specific DNA binding
Source: RefSeq, a predicted model, not a curated record
GAGAGAGAGAGAGAGAGAGAGAGAGAGGAGUAUGUGGUUCAGAGAGGGUGAGAAUGGAAAUGUGAUCGAAAAGGUAGAAGAAGUAAAGAAAAUACAAAGGGAGGAAGAGAAAGUGUCGGUUCUGUGCUCUGAGCUCAGGAAUUACACAUACGAAACAUUUUCGCGCAAACUUGCUGAGAGUUGUCCUUGCCGGCGCGCGGACUGAGCUCGAGGUGGGAACAAGCGAAAAAAUACAUCUCCGGGAUGGUGGACUCCCGCUUCCCUCGCGCUGGCGGCCCGGGAAUCACGCGCCAUUGAAGGGGGGUGAUAUUGUGCAUGCGCUUUGGCUCCACUGCGUGCACGCUCGGGUCGGUCGAUGCGAGCACACUGGCGUGGCUCUCGGCCUCCAUUUGCCAGUUCGUGUUUAUGUUCGAGGGAUUCACCGAGGCCCUAUCAACGGCGACGACGACGUGCAACAGUUGGAGUUUCACCGUGAACGUUAUUAUUAUAUCGCCCCGGUAGGCCACGAGGCAUUCAACCGAUGUUGAAAGGUGAGGCGUUAGUGAAACCUGCAACUUUUCCAACUUGAUAUCAAAUGAAGUGGGAUGACCACAGCCAUUGGUGAUGCCUGUCACAGACUCUGUAUUCACAUCAAUGGAGGACCCUCAUGCAUUGGAGGAUGAGAAGGGGAGCUUGACUAACACCCCCUCCUCAGUUCCUCCUACAAAUAUCCCUUCCUCAACUCCUCGUGUUCUAACCACUACGAGACCUAAUUUCACUAGUGAGACCGUGAUUGAGACAAAAGCUGUCUCCAUGGCAAGUAAUGACUGCACCUUGCCUCUGUCUUCACCUGCUGAAGCUAGCCCAGCCAAGCCUGCUGUAACAUCACCUACUACCUUUGAUGGGACUGUUGAAACGAGCCCAGCUACCUCACGUAUAGCAUCAGCGUCAGACUCCCUAACAUGCACAGGGACAAGCCAUGUCAACAUUUCAGAAUCACCACCAUCGAUGCCUGUGUUGCCAUCUACCACAUUUGGCAGUCCAGACCUGGAAAAUGACUUUCCUGCUGUGCUGACCUUCAAAGGUGUCAGUGUCACUCUGGAGAAUAACAGUGUGUGGAAGCAGUUCUACAGCUGUGGGACUGAGAUGAUUCUCACUAAACAGGGGCGCCGCAUGUUCCCUUACUGCCGAUAUCGCCUGGCUGGCCUAGAUCCUGAGCGACAGUACAGUCUGGUUCUGUCCAUAGUUCCAUCGGACCAGUACAGGUACCGCUGGAGCACAUCCAAAUGGGAGAUCACUGGACCAGCAGAACACCAGACCCAGGGUCUGCUCCGGGCAUUUUCCCACCAUUACUCACCCUGUCGAGGCUCAGAGUGGAUGGGUGGCUUGGUGUCCUUCUACAAACUCAAACUGACCAAUAAUUCUCAAGAUCAGGAGGGUCAUAUAAUCCUACAAUCUAUGCAUCGCUACAUUCCUAGGCUACAUGUGAUACCUGUCCCAGAUGGGGAUGUACCCACGCCUGACCAGCCUGUGGUUAUGGGACCAGAAAGCAUGACCUUUACUUUUCCGCAAACUGAAUUCAUGGCUGUGACAACUUAUCAGAACUUUCGGAUCACCCAGCUGAAAAUUAGUCAUAAUCCGUUUGCAAAAGGCUUUAGGGAGGACGGGAACAAUUCCCGCCUAAACAGGGUCACUACAGAGGCUCAACCUGUGGUGAAGACAGACACUCAGCCUUCUGAUUUAAAACCUGCUGAAUUCAAUGAAAACACGGAGGAGGUUGUGGAUCUGAGCACGAAGAAUCACACCGUCGCUGCUUCUCUCUCAAAUGAGCUAGAGACCAGACUGGUCCUGAAGCCCAUAAUGUCUACCAAUGCCACUAAGGAUGAACCAUAUGUCCCCUGUAUAAGAGGCAAACAUGCCCUUCGUGAGCUUGUGCUUGUUCAAAAACGUCCACUUGCGGAACCCGCGGAAGAAACUCAUGCCGUCAGUGUAACCCCUAAGGUGCAGCGAGGCUUUAAAGUAACGCCUAAAGCAAUAUCCAUUACUCCCCCUUCCCCAAUGUCCACCCCGGGAUCCUCACCUGAGUGCCGCAAGAGGAGGAAGAGGAUCAACAGACGUUGGGCGAAUUCGCGGGGAAGAGAGUGGAAAGCUGUGGCUGCCUCCCCUACGGUAGUCCGCAGCCCAUCAUUGACUGUCGCUAUGCAACCGGAGCUGGAUGAUGUAGAAGGCCUGCUGUUUGUGUCAUUCACCUCAAAGGAAGCUCUCGAGGUUCACAUCAGGGACAAGCCAGCCAUUAGCAAAUCAUCAGCAUCUCCAGUUUCCCUAACAACACCGAUGCAGUUGAAGCAAACAAGUAAGCAAUUGGAGGUGAUUCCAGAGACUGGUGAGGAGAAGAGAGCCUGCUUGGAGGCAAUCCUGCUGCAGGACCUCAGAGUUCUCAAACACAGACAGGUCAUCCAUCCCGUGCUGCAGGAGGUGGGGUUGAAGUUGAGCUCCCUAGACCCAACCAAGUCCAUCGACCUGCAGUAUCUGGGGGUUCAUCUGCCGCUACCUCCCCCAAACCGACCAGAACAAGGCAAUGCCACGGCUCUGUCUCCGGGUGAUGAGGGAUUACCCUUCAUGUCACGGACAGGAAAGACAAGGGACAUGACAAAAAUAAAGGGAUGGAAAAGCAAGUUCAUAAGAAGCAAAGAAACGUCUCCUUCUAACUGUGAUGGAUCACAAAAGAACCUAUCUGCCUUCUGCAGCAACAUGUUGGAUGAGUACUUGGAAAGCGAAGCUCAGAAUAUCAGUGAGCGUGCUGCUGCCUUCUCCACAAACCCUGAGGGCUCGGUGGUCUAUCAGCUGCCUGCCAAAAGCUCCAGCUACGUAAAGACCCUGGACAGCGUACUCAAGCAUAAAAAUGCUGCUUCCAAAUUCCCAGUGGGGGCCACCAGACCAUGCCCCCUUUCCCACAAACCCCUCCUCUACUCUGCCUUGACGUCACCGGCUCCUCCUCUGGACAGCUGUGUUCAAGCAGCAGCUCAGUCUAUACAGCAGUCUGCAUCUUCACAUACGCAGCCAGGAGCAGCAAAGGCUACUUCUGAGUCUAGUUACACUAGUUCUGUUUCACAGAGAUUACCUACAUACCACACAGGGGUCAGCCAGAGACCAGCGGUGAGCUUUGGGCAGAGCCAAGGGAUGACACACAGGCCUUCAGGCUUUACUAAGCUCCAGUUCAGACUGUUGCUGAUGGAGAUUGGAGCCCUGAACCAGGGUCUGAGCAGAACACAGCUGACUCCAGACAGGCUGUCAGUGGCUCUGUCUGUAAUGCUGACAAAACAGAUGCUGCCCAGUCAGGUCUUGAAAGUAGUCCAGUAUCCAAAGUUUAAAGCUGAGGGACCUGAAUGUGGUCAGGAGUUCUGCAGACUGGGCUGUGUGUGUUCCAGUGUCCAGCAUCUGAACAGAGGUCCUCUCCACUGCCGGCGGCCUGACUGCAUGUUUGGCUGUGCCUGCUUCAAACGCAAGAUCACUAAGCAGAUGACUGCGCAGGAGAGUGAACAACAGAUCCAACCAGUUUACUCUAUGACUAAUAUGGAACAUGUGGUCCAGCCUCGCCCGGGCUCCCAUGCUAAUAAACUGUGGAACCGCAACAUUCAUGAUGUGGAUCCAGAGCCACUCUUCGUCCCCAGAAGUGCUCCUCUGUGUUUGGUCCCUUUAAAGAUCCUAAAACGCGGCAGUGUAGCUCGUCUAAUGCAACCGAUUCGAGAAGAGGAUAAGGAUCCAGUGUAUAAAUACUUGGAGAGCAUGAUGACAUGUGCACGUGUAAGAGAGUUCAACAGCAAGCCUCCUCCUGAUGUCACCAUAGAGCCCAAGAUCCCUGAUACUUCUACACCAAACACCAAAGCAAAACUGCAGAAGACAACCACUGAUAACAUGCCAAAAAAGUACCAUAGAACUAUACUGACUGUUAAAAAAGCAGCAGAAAAUAUUUCUCAGGAGACCACAUCCAAUGAAACAGAAGCGAGAAAGCAAAUAGAGAUCCAGUCGGCGUGUCAGUGGGACAAGGACCGCAAAAUGGUCCUGGAAGCUUUAUGUCGACGCAUGAAUCGGAAUAGGCUGUCUCAGGGCUUCUGCAUAGGACCUUACCGCAUCCGCCCUGUCGCCAAGAUCUUCAUGCGGAAGCCCAGCGGCUCCAUUGUCACCUACAGGGUACACAUCAGUAAACCAUCAAAAGCCAGUGAUAAUGAUGAAGACGAAUUUGAUGACAGCGAUGAGGAAAAGCAUGCCAAUAAAAGCCUUGAUGGGGACAUUGAUGCAGAAGAGGGAUAUGGCCAAACUGAAGAACCAGAGAUGCAGUUUGGAGUCACACCCUUCCUGAGUGGAGUGUUACCUGCUGGCAGACUGAGAGCCAGGACCAAACCUGUUGGCUGCCAAGCAUAUGGACUUAUACAGGUAAAUGGCAAAUCUUACAAUCAGGCCAGACUGUUGCUGGGGAACAUGGGAUCUCUACAUCCAGCCAACCGCUUUGCAGCAUACGUCACAGGCCGACUGCAUGCGCCCGCCGACAUUUCUCAUAUAAACUCUCAGAAAUCAGACCCUACAAACAAAAUCAACACUCCUGGUACUCUGCACAUAAAGGCUGCUGGCACAGUAGUCCCUCCAAUUAUAAUUGCAAGGAAAACCACUGAUCUGAAGACACCAGCACAACCACCAGUUCAGCUAUUCCAGACAGACUCUUGGAGAAAGGGACCCAUCACCAUGCCACAGUAUUCGCAACACUCCUCUACCAUCAGCCCUGUUCAGACUUUUGUCUCGGGCCAACGCAGCUCAGUCAGCCCCUUCCAGAACAGCUCCACGUCCUCGCCUGUCUCUCUCACCGUCUCGCCAUCACUCAAAAGCCCCAGCUUCCUAGGACAGAGUGGGACCUAUUCAUUCAGGAUCUGCCCUCCAGCUAACCAGGGCGCCAGAGACCAGAACCUACCAGGAGUUACCCUGCCCGGGGGCUUCACCCUCAUUCAACUUCCUAAGCCUGGAACUGAUGGAGCUGCACAACAAUCAGAAUCUGUGAACACUACAAACAUGGCUGGUAUGGAUAAAGCACCGCCACAAAAAGAUUUUUUGUUAAAUUUUGGGCACUUAGCAGCUGAUUCAGAUGCAAACUGGCUUGGUUUGGACACCUUUACUGCAGCUAAGGACCUAUCAAGCAGCACAUCAGUGGAACCUGGAUCCUCCCAUGAGCUGAUGUGUGAUGAAAAGAUGCUAUCAGAUGAGAGCGAUGAAGCCAAAUGCAAGAAGGUUGAAUCAAACCUUGAUAUCACUUCAGAGGACUUAAGCUCCGACUCCUCUGACUACUGUGGAGAGGGUGACGAAGAUGAGGAGGUAGUGGACGUUGAGACCGUAGAAGAAGUAAGACAAGGACUGGCCAUCGCUAAAAUGAAAGAAGCUGCCAGCAAGGCAUUACAGGAGUCACGAGAUUCCAGUGAUGACUUUGGAUCAGCGAGGGGACUCAACGUCCAGGAUCAAAUGGACGAUGGACAUGAUGAGUCUAAGGAUAAAAGGAGGCGAAAGAACCACACUGUGCUAGAAAGGCAAAGACGCUCUGAACAGAGGACCCUCUUCGACAAACUCCAGACUGUCCUUCAGAGUGACCCCAGGGCCCCCAGGCUCCGCCUCCUAGCAUUGGCCCUAAAAGAAAUCCAAAAUCUGGUUGAGACCUCAAAAUGUCUGGAGGAGAAGAAGAGGAGGCUGAUUCGGAUGCAGUCUGUCUAUGUGAAGGAGCUGUCCCUUUUGUCUGGGAAGUCCGAUACACUGAUUAAACACAAGCUGAAGGACAUCUGCGAGAGGCAGAAAAUGAGAGAAAAGACGAUGAAAUGGAGGCCUUUCUUUUCCCAUCUACUCCAGUCCCGAGCUGCUCUUCUGCAAGCCACUACUCCCAAGUCCAAGCCCCAACCCACGCCCCUGUUACAGCCUGACUUCGACAAGGCUCCGUCUCAGGCUCACCCACGUACAACUGCAGCCCAAAACAGUGUACAGACACCCAUGCCACAUUCUAUGGCCCAAGCAGUGUCCUCUCCAGCCCAGGCUGAGGUCACUGCACCCUCACCACAGGCAAGGAACCAGCCAGGUGAACCUGUGGCCUCAGGCCAAAGCAGUCAACAUCAGCUAAAGUUUGAGGGCCAACAGGAGAUACCUGCAGCCCCAGCCCAGGUCGUUAUGCCCAAUUUCCAGCCUAAAGUCUCCUCAGUUGUAGCUACACUUCAGGGCACCGCAGCCCAGGAUGGAGCCUCAGCCAUAUCCUCAGCACCCAAUUCCAACAACUCCUCUGUUUGCCCUCCACAGCCCUUUACUCUUCCUCUGAUUCGCUCCAAGACUGGCAGAAUCAUACUUCCCUCAUCUCUGAAACCAAUUGGUCAAGGCUUCUAUACACUCAUGGUUAUGGAAUCCAAGCAGAAAGGAGAGGAGGGUGAGGAUAGCAUUUCCAAGAACCAAGAGAAGAGUUUUACUGAAUCUGAUCACCCUUCAGAUUCAGAAAGCAGUCAUAUUUUGGAGGAGGACAAAACUGUACAAUCCUCAAACUCUGAACCAAAUCGUUCAAGUGUAACACCCCCCCUGGCUGAGCUUGCCCUCCUUAACAAAUCAAUCUCUGUGCCUUCAGUGGCUCUGCAAGCUGUGGAGAACAGCCAGGAGGGGGGCACAGUGGUGGGCUUGAACAAAACAGCGGCAACUGCCUGCUUGAGUUUUAAGCAUGUGCGUCAGAUUCCUACUUCUGUUGAGCCAGAGCCUGAUCCAAGCCCACCUGUAGUCCGCCGUCGCAGAGGCAGGCCUCGAAAGAACCCCGUUACCCCUGUUGGUGAAAAUGAAAAACAUACUGUUGUAGAGGACACCAGUGAAAGUGAAACAUCUAUUCUGGUUGAAGAGGGACAAAGUGAAAAAAUUACUUUGGAGGUGACCGAGACACAAGCAGAGGACACCACAGGAAGGGUUAGUGAUAACCCUGUGCCAGUCAAACGAGGCAGAGGAAGGCCUCCGAAGAAGAAGUCGGCACAACUGUGGAGUCCUCCGGUUAUGCGAGCAGGAAGGAGUCCAUCUAAAUCCAACGUGGACAGCCCUGUCAGACUGUCUCGUAGUUUUAAAAGCCCUGAUACUAAACCCAAGGAAAGUCCCGCAACCACCUUGCUUGAAAAUAUGAUCACAUCUCGGCCUUUAACCCGAGGUGCUUUAGGAAAGGACUUCCCCAGCGCCAAGAAACGCUCCUGGAUAGACAUAGAAAAGGAACUGGAACCAGAGCUUGAAUCUGAAUAGUCCUCACAUCUUCCUUUCACCACAAAAGCCAAUGCACACAGUCAUGUGACCUCAGUUAGUCUCAGAGCUUGAUGCUGCUCUUUUUUGUUAGCACAAAACUCAGUGGACCUUUUUUCAUACUAUAGAGAAAAUAUGUUUUUGGUAUAAUGAAUAUAAGAGAAAGCAUUAAUUGACCUGCUGAAUGUAUGAAUGAAAUGAAUGGUAACUCCCACAUUCAGUUUUGAUAUUGUGUUUUCUAAGAUGAGCUUAUUCUAUAACUGUCACCUACAUUCAUGUUUACUUCUCAUCAGAAACAGGAUAUUAAGAUUUAUUCAAAUUAAGUUUGUUCUUCAGUCAUUCAUUACCGAUCUGUCUUAUGCAAAUGAAAAUAAAACUGUACAGAUUGCGUAAAUCCAAUAUGUUAAGCCUUAAAGUGUAAGUGAAUUAUCUGUAUCCUCUUCAGACAACACACUGCUUCAUUAACUCUGUAAAAUGUAAAUGUUAACUUAUGUCUUUUCCAUUUUUAUUGAGAGGUAGUUUGAUAAUCUUCACUUUUGAAAUGCUUGUUUUCCAUUACUAAGUGAAAAUCAUCUGUAGUAGCACUUUAUGUUUUUGGUAGAAACCACCCAUGAUGUCUGAUGUCUUUGCUUUAGUCUGUAUAGUAACAGUAGUGAUCUGCAUUCUGGGGAGUUAGUUCAGUAAUAUAGCAUAUAAACCUGAUGUGUCACAAGCAAUCAAGAUAAAAAGCUAUUAACCAUAUAAUGUAUCUAUGAAAAUAAUCUCUGUGAAUAUUAUAUUUCUUUUUUAAUUCCAAUACAUUUACUUUGUAGAUUCUGAAACACUGGGUGUCCUGUUACUUCAGUUAAAUGGAAAAUGUGAAAAAUCAUGUGGCCUUUAAAAUAAAUUUAAAAAAAGAUUAUUUAUUAUGGCA